Messenger RNA from Phragmites australis (common reed), 2233 nucleotides. RefSeq names its product fatty acid amide hydrolase. The transcript has 19 exons. The record is from RefSeq and is a predicted model, not a curated record. NCBI's taxonomy places the organism in Eukaryota, Viridiplantae, Streptophyta, Magnoliopsida, Poales, Poaceae. Gene Ontology annotation, biological process: N-acylethanolamine metabolic process. Bases 137 to 1993 code for a protein of 618 amino acids. Gene Ontology annotation, molecular function: N-(long-chain-acyl)ethanolamine deacylase activity. Gene Ontology annotation, cellular component: membrane.
CGUCGUCUUGGUUGGUUGGCUGGCGUGCUGGCUGGCGUCAUUCCUUCCUUUUCCCCCCCGCCCACCUCCCAUAAACCCACCCCAUUCUUCUCUUCCUCCACAAGUCUGCUUCCUCGAUUCCAUCGAGAUAGCAAUCAUGGGCGGCUCGAAUUCCACGGGGAGGGGCAAGGGUCCAUCCCCGCGCGCGAUGCCGCCGGUGGAGGAGGUGGACAUCUCCGCCGUGCGCUACAGGUCGCCCACGAUGCAGGCUCCGCACCUCACCGGCUUCUCCCUCAGGGUCUUCCUCUGGCUCAUGGAGGCCCCCCUGCUGGGCCCACUCGUCACCUCCCUCCUCAAGUCCCAGAACAACAUGCAGCAGAUGCUGCAGCAGACGCUCAUCCCCGAGCGCCCCAUGUACUACCCGGAGUACCCGCCGCAGGACCCGGAGCUGGGAGUUGUGCUUGUGGGGGAAGAUAGGGACCCAGUGGACAGAGUUCACCAGGCACUGCAGUGCCUCCCACCGUAUGACCCUUCAGCGCGUUGGAUGACUGAGGAGAAGCCCCCUUUUCUCUACUGGAAGAUCCGUGACUUUGCGCAUGCGUACCGGUCCGCUAUCACAACUCCGUCAGCUGUUGCCGAGCAUGUCAUUGCAGGUGUCGAAGAGUGGAACAACAAGAAGCCUCCAAUGCCAAUGCUGAUCCAUUUCAAUGCAGAUGAUCUGAGGAAGCAAGCUGAGGCUUCCACGAGGAGAUUUGAGCAAGGAAACCCAAUUUCCAUUUUAGAUGGGAUCUUUGUCGCCAUCAAGGAUGACAUUGACUGCUUCCCAUAUCCAUCCAAGGGUGCUACAACAUUUUUUGACCAAAUCCGCACCGUGGAGAAAGACGCAGUGUGUGUUGCUCGGUUGCGGAAAUGUGGUGUCAUCUUUAUUGGGAAAGCGAAUAUGCAUGAGCUAGGUCUUGGGGUAACCGGAAACAAUCCAAAUUAUGGGACAGCAAGAAAUCCACAUUCAAUUGAUAGAUAUACUGGUGGUUCUUCAUCUGGUCCUGCUGCAUUAGUCUCAUCAGGGUUAUGCUCGGUAGCGAUUGGAACAGAUGGUGGAGGUUCAGUUAGAAUUCCAUCGUCACUCUGUGGUAUUGUUGGUUUCAAGACAACAUAUGGCCGAACAGAUAUGACUGGGGUGCUUUGUGACUCUGGGACUGUUGAAGUUGCUUCUCCUCUUGCAGCCUCAGUCGAGGACGCAAUGCUAGUGUACUCUGCAAUAGCAGGCUCUAGACCCUUGGAGAAGCUUAACCUUAGACCAUCACAGCUUUGUGUUCCAAAUUUGGUGUCUCCCGACAGCAGCAAUAUCCUGGGAUCAGUGAAAAUAGGAAAAUAUACAGAGUGGUUUCAUGAUGUUUCUGAUUGUGAGAUCUCAAAUACAUGUGAGGAUGCACUUAACCUUCUUUGCAGCACCUUCGGAUGUCAAAUAGCAGAUAUAAUAUUACCAGAGCUUGAAGAGAUGCGUACUGCCCAUGUUGUCUCAAUUGGCUCAGAAUCAUUCUGUGAUCUGAAUCCUCAUUACAAAGCAGGAAGGCGGACUGAAUUUACACUGGAUACUCGAACAAGUCUGGCACUUUUUGGGUCAUUCACUGCAACAGAUUAUGUUGCUUCUCAAUGCAUAAGGAGAAGGAUAAUGUACUACCACAUGGAAGCUUUCAAGAAGGUUGAUUUCAUAGCGACCCCUACAACUGGCAUUACUGCUCCAAAAAUACCACCAAGCGCUCUGAAGUCAGGAGAGUCUGAUUAUGUUGUGUCAGCUUACCUGAUGCGAUUCGUCAUAGCCGGGAACCUUCUUGGUUUGCCAGCAAUUACUGUGCCUGUUGGUCAUGACAAGCAAGGCCUUCCUAUAGGUUUGCAACUGAUAGGUCGUCCAUGGGGCGAGGCUAGCUUACUGAGGGUGGCUUCUGCGGUGGAGGAGAUUUGUCUGAAGAAACGGAACCGACCCUCUGCGUUUUAUGACAUUUUGAAGGCCUGAAAUGUCAUGGUACAUAAUUCUGCUGAGACAUGGAUGAUGAAGGGUCGCUGAUAGUGACUGAGAAGAGUGUUAUCGUCUUACUCCAUAUAAGUUGUCUGUAAUAAUAUUAUAAUCACUCCGAUUGGGAUGGCUCAUGGCUGCAGACCAUCCCUAGAACUAUAAUAAUGGUAAUGUAGCAAGAACUCAAUUCUCCAUAGCAACUUAUUUUAUAAGAUUAUCGUAGCUGCAACUGGAGGAGGA